CUCCUCCUCCUUCGGCGGUUCCUCCUGUGCCCCCAGCUGCCAUGGCUCCAGCUCUGAUUCCACCUUCUUCCCCAGCACCGUCUGCCAUGGGAAGCUCUAAAGUCCCUGUUCGAAGCGUUGUGACAGAGACCGUCAGUAAUUACGUGAUCCGAGAUGAGUGGGGAAACAAGAUAUGGAUCUGUCCCGGUUGCGAAAAGCCGGACGACGGCAGCCCAAUGAUUGGGUGUGACGAUUGCGACGAUUGGUAUCACUGGCCUUGCGUCGGCAUCACGGCUGCUCCUCCAGAAGAGAUACAGUGGUUUUGCUCCAGAUGCGCCAGCAAAAAGAAGGACAAAAAACACAAAAAGGGGAAGCACAAAGCACACUGAGGUUGUGGAGAAUUGUCAGGCGGGAGCCCUGGACCUUCCUGUUUCCAAGUCCUCUUUCAGAGGGAUCCGGUCCAGCUUCUGCUGCCUGUCCGUUGCUGUCACAUUUCUGAGGAUUUGGAUUCCUGGAGGGAACCACAAAGAUGCACAAUCUUAAGACACAAUUCUGUCCCUCCAGUUGUCUCUCACUUUCUCUCUCUCUCUCUCUCCUCCUUCACCAAGUGUGACAGACAUGAAUUGAGAAUUUAUGGACUCACCAACCAGAAGAACAAUCAACAGAGACUUUUGUAAAUAUUGCCGCCUUUUCCAAGUUUGCGUUUGCCCGGUUUAAGAAGCGGGAGAGGCUAAUAAUUAUGAUCCUUUUGAAGCCCUUGGAGUGAUUUACACAGCCUCUGCAAAGCCAGAAAAUCAGAUGUGACUCGGGAUGGAGUAAAGGACUGGUAGAUAUUUUUCUGACGGGAGUAUUUGAAACUUUCUCCUCGUUU
This is a messenger RNA of Protobothrops mucrosquamatus (brown spotted pit viper), 850 nucleotides long. RefSeq names its product TATA-box binding protein associated factor 3 (gene TAF3). The record is from RefSeq and is a predicted model, not a curated record. The transcript is spliced from 3 exons. Gene Ontology annotation, cellular component: transcription factor TFIID complex. Lineage: Eukaryota; Metazoa; Chordata; Lepidosauria; Squamata; Viperidae. The coding region runs from base 42 to 368 and encodes 108 amino acids.